Pelodiscus sinensis (Chinese soft-shelled turtle) is the source of this 2152-nucleotide messenger RNA. RefSeq names its product RAB38, member RAS oncogene family (gene RAB38). The record is from RefSeq and is a predicted model, not a curated record. Gene Ontology annotation, cellular component: trans-Golgi network; lysosome; Golgi apparatus. NCBI's taxonomy places the organism in Eukaryota, Metazoa, Chordata, Testudines, Trionychidae. Gene Ontology annotation, molecular function: GTP binding; GTPase activity. Gene Ontology annotation, biological process: phagosome-lysosome fusion; endosome to lysosome transport.
UUUCACCCUGCAGCUGGGCUGGCUGCUGGGUCUGGGCGUUUCUGCUCCUAGGCUAGGGGAGGGAGCUUCCACCUCCCCUCUUUUCUUCCCUGCCUGGUUCUUCACUCCCCCUCUCCUCCUCAGCUUAGCAGGAUCCCAAAAGCAGAGCAUGCAAUCAGAGAGCAGCAGCAGCAGCAGGGAAGAUGCAGAAGCCUAGUCCGAAAGAGCAUCUCUACAAGCUACUGGUGAUUGGGGACCUGGGCGUGGGCAAGACCAGCAUCAUCAAGCGCUAUGUGCACCAGAACUUCUCCCCACACUACCGGGCCACCAUUGGGGUGGACUUUGCCUUGAAGGUGCUCAACUGGGAUGCUGAGACGGUGAUACGGCUGCAGCUCUGGGACAUUGCUGGUCAGGAAAGGUUUGGAAACAUGACAAGGGUCUAUUACAGAGAAGCCAUGGGAGCGUUUAUUGUCUUUGAUGUUACAAGACCAGCGACGUUUGAAGCGGUGACAAAAUGGAAAGAGGAUCUGGACUCUAAGUUGAUUCUCCCGAACGGCAAACCCGUGGCAGCCGUUCUCUUGGCAAACAAAUGCGACCAGGGAAAAGAUGUGCUUGUGAACAACGGUCUCAAGAUGGAACAGUUUUGCAAGGAGAAUGGGUUUGUGGGAUGGUUUGAAACAUCAGCUAAGGAAAAUAUAAAUAUAGAGGAGGCUUCCAGAUGCCUGGUGAAACACAUAAUUGCCAGUGAGAGUGAUCUAAUGCAGCCUAUUGAACCAGAUAUUAUAAAACCACACCUGAAUUCUACUAAGAUCGUCAGUUGUUCAGCUUGCUUUAAAUCCUAAGAGACUCCCAGACCAUUGCUGAGCAAAUAGAUAACAAUGAAUAAUUUAUCCCAAACACACAACCUGUUUUUGUGCUCACAGGUUAUCCAUGAGCAGAUAGCAUUUUUUUCAAAUGUAUGUGUUAUUUAAAAGUAUCCAAUGGUUUUUGUUUGUUUGUUUUUUGUGGGGUUUUUUUUGACUCUUUGGAUUGAUUGUGAAUAGUUCACUUUGUCAGUAACUAUUCAUAUUGUCUUGGUCAUUUGUGAUUAGUCAGAUAAGUCAUAUUAUGUUGUUCCUACUCCCUGAUUAAAUGAGUGAGCAAAAAUUGCUGGGGCAAGUCUUUUUAAAAUGUGUUUAGAACAUAAAAAUGGCUAUACUGGGUCAGACCAAUGGUCCACCUAGCCUACUGAUCUGUCUUCUGACAGUAGCCAGUGCCAAAUGCUUUUUAAAAAAGUCAACAGAACAGGGAAAUUUCAAGUAAUCUAUUCUCUGUCAUCCACUCCAAUUUUCUGGCAGUCAGAGGCUUAUGAAAACCCAAACAAUGGGUUGUAUCUCUGAUCAUCUUUGUUAAUAGCCAUUGAUGGCCCUAUUCUCCAUGCAUUUACCUAAUUUUUGUUUGAAACCGAUUAUGCUUUUUUAGGUCUUUACAAAUUUCCCUGGAAAUGAGCCCACGGGUUGACUGCAUUGUGUGAAGUACUUCCUUGUGUUCUUUUUAAGUCUGCUGCCUAUUAAUUUUAAUGGGUGACCCCUGGUUCUUAUCUUAUGGAAAGGCUUCCCUAAUCACUUUCUCCAUACCAUUCUUCUCUUUAUAGACCUCUGUUACAUUACUCCUGCCCCCUACACACACACUUCAUUGUCUCUUUUCUAAGAUGAGCAGUCACAGUCUUUUUAAUCUCUCCUUGGUUAUUACAAGUGCUUAUAAGACUUGGAAAUUUGUUUUCUGAUCAUAUUUUUCUAGUAAAAUUCAAAUGUAUGAAAGCUCAGAGAAAGUAAAAAAACAAAAGGCAUUGAGAGAGACUAUUUAUAGGAUGUUUUUGCAGUAUUUACAUAACUCUCUUGGGUACCUAUUCAAACACAACUAGAGCACAUGAAAUCUGAAUUGUGGCCAUGGGGUCCAGUGCAUAGAGCCUGGAUUUUAUUCCUUUUGUUUGUUCUUGGGGAAGGUGCUUCUGUUUUCCAUCUCAUCCUUUGCCUGUCUCAUUAAGUGGUAAGCUCUUUGGGGCAGGGACUGUCUCUUACAAUUCGUUUGUACAGUGCCCAACACAAUGGGGUCCUAAUCUGAACUGGGGCAGUUAGGGUAUGUCUACACUACCCCGCUAGUUCGAACUAGCGGGGGUAAUGUAGUCAUCCAC